AUGGAGAGCUCAAGCGGUGAAGUUGAAGCAUCGGUAACGCCUCGAAUUCAAAUCGAGCACAAGCCGAAUGACGAUGCCAAGGCGGUGAAGAACACGAAAAGAAUAUCUUUUGGGAACGUCUUUGACAGAAAAUUAAGGUCAAAAACAUCUCUCUAUUCGCCGCCUCUACUAACGCCAUCUGAAAAUGAGACCGAUUUCCCAGACAAAAGAAGCAAACUGGGGCGAGCUCGGACUCAAAGUGAAGAUCUCGGUCCACGAGUAAAAGAGGAAUGGGCAGAGCAAAUAUGUGACCAAGGGAGUCUGAAACAGUCGACUGUCUAUCUCCAGAACAGCGUCUCAGAUUACGAGAAAGAAGCAAGCCAGCAACAGUGGACCGAUCUCUUCGAAAUCAAUCAUGAUGUGGGAGAGCUCGAAAAACUGGCCGAGUCUUCCAGAAGAAGGAAGUCCAAAAGGGCUGGACACGACGUAGGCAUGGAUGGUCUUACCCGAAUCACUACUGUGGCGCUCGAGUAUUCCAAAAUGCUCGAUGUCGUUAUGAACCAGUCUCCAGAAUAUGCUGGGCUGGCUUGGGGUGCAAUCCGAAUGUUGCUUGUUGCGCACACAAAUCACAGCAAGCUCAAGCAAGCGGUCGAAAACUAUAUUAUCCAGUUCGGUCAAGAAUUCGGUGUGGUCAACCAGCUGAUGAAAUCUCAUCCGACAGCGAAGAUGGUUGAAGCUGUGAGCGAGGCCUACGCAGCGUUCGCCAAGUUCCUCGCCAAAGCGGUUCAAUUUUAUAAAGAGAGCAAACUGACCUCUGCCGUCAAAGCCUUUGGCUUUCGAUGGGAGACCCGCUUCCAACCUUACGUAACCCAAGCAGAGGCCGCCUUCAAGCACAUACGGGAGAUUGCCCAGGCAGGGCACUUUGCUUUGACAGUGCAGAUGGAACACACGAUCAAAUCCAUUGAUGCGGGCAACGAGCAACUCCGCGUGUCGAUGAGACAAGACACGGUUGACCUUCGGCGACAAUUGAAGCUCGAAUUGAGGAAUGAAGUCCAGGCCUCGUUCGAGAGCUUCCAAAAGAACUGGAUCUCGAGAUUCGAGCAGAUCAUGGUUCAAUCAACCCGGGGCAGAGCGGCUCGUAGUGGCGCCCAGCAAUCUGAAAGCUCUCCUGCUUCUGAAACUUUGGUAGCUGGUGGAUAUGCAGAGGCAAUGAGAGAACCAAUCCAGCAUGGUGUCGCAACCGCAACAUUCCUUGCAGAGCAGGUGACGAAAGCCAAGAGGCUUCAAAGAUUCCGUGACAGGGCUUUUCCGCGUCUUCAAGACACGGAUAACGACACCGUGAAAUUGAAUGCUCGUCUCAAACAUAUUACGAUUUAUGAUAUCCACUCAAUAAUAGGCCUUUUUCGAAAUGACACUGUUCGUGACCAGCUUCAAGCGAGUUGUUCUAGUCUGCUCUGGAUCAAAACUUUCCGAAGAUCAGGCCUGGCCGACUGGGGCAGUGCGUUCUCAGCUAGAUUGGUACAGAAUGCACCAAAGACCGAGGAUAAAGCAAUUUUGUAUCAUUUCUGUGGCAACCAUCCAUCUUCCCGCCCGGUGUCGACCCCAAUGGUGUUUAUUCAGUCCCUUAUCAUGCAGCUUCUUCAACAAUACCACAAGAAGUUUAUCCGAAAGGCAUUUCCAUUCACACUGGAGCAUUUCCAAGAUGCACAAGAGGAUAUGGAGGAAUUGUGGGAGCUUUUCCACAGCUGCUGUAAAGAAGCAGAGCCGCGUUGCGUCUGGUUAAUCAUUGAUAACUUGGACAACCUCCAAAAGGGACCAGAGUACGAUGCCCUAUUACAAGGUCUUCUGCACCUUACAGAAGAAGAAUCCCGUGUUUUCAAAGUCUUCGUCACAGUCAGAACAUCUGGGACACCAAAAUCAAUCCUUGAUGCAAUUGACGCAGACCCCACUCCAUCGCGCAUAGCCACGGUCACGGUCCCCAAGUCUCAAUAUUCCAGAGUUGUAGCCGCUCUGCUUUCCAAACAGAAACGACCGGCCAGGCUGCCAGACCAGUCUUCCGAACCCUCCACUCCUCCCAAAGCAGAUAUCCAAGACCUCCUCGAGUCCAGCGAGGAAGACCUGCUCUCUGAGAAGGAGCCCGAUAAGCUCGCGUCUCCCCCGCCCAUAUCUCCGCGCAGCAAACCCGCAGAAGCCAGCUUAAGCAAUGAUGCCUCAGACCUCGACCUUUCCGACACCAGCCUCGACUUUGUCAAAGCCGACCCCUUUGCAAGCUCCAGCGAGAGUUCGAGUCUCUCGGGCGGCCCUGCUGGCGAUGACGAGUCAGAUGACGACGAUAGCCACGACGAGGAUUCCUCCUUUGCUGCUGCUGCUGCUGCUGCUGCGCCAUGGCCGCAGAAGACUUGGAUCUCGUCACGAUUAAGUUCUAGCGACGAAAGCGAUCCGGGCGAAAAUCCACGUGCAAAGCAAAGGAAGCGGCACCGGGGUCGCUCGCGUAACAAGGUGGAGCCGAAUGCAGGAGCGCCAGGGCGCCAGGGCUCUGGAAGCGAGAGCAGUUAG
Messenger RNA from Endocarpon pusillum Z07020, 2535 nucleotides. RefSeq lists its product as uncharacterized. The coding region runs from base 1 to 2535 and encodes 844 amino acids. The transcript is spliced from 3 exons. The record is from RefSeq and is a predicted model, not a curated record. NCBI's taxonomy places the organism in Eukaryota, Fungi, Ascomycota, Eurotiomycetes, Verrucariales, Verrucariaceae.